Messenger RNA from Protopolystoma xenopodis, 603 nucleotides. NCBI's taxonomy places the organism in Eukaryota, Metazoa, Platyhelminthes, Monogenea, Polystomatidea, Polystomatidae. The record is from the annotation of a GenBank genome assembly.
UUCCUGUUUGCUUCUAUUAUUUUUUUCCCGCUUCUACCUCCAGCUCUUCUUUCCAAUGCGCUAGCCAGCCUUGGUUCUCCUGCUACUUCUUGUGUUAUUCCGCCCUGCUCCUCUUCAUCUUCUGUUGCCAUCUCAUCUCCCGACCCUGCUAUCACCACUGCAUCGUCAAAGGUAGCAGAUGGCUAUUUCAGCUUGGCUUCUCUUCCCUCAUCGACUGACAAGACAAAUACGCCUAGUAGCCGAAUAUCCGAGCUUCCGGCCUACGGGCUUUUAGGUUUCCAGGUUCCGCGACUCGCCGUUCAGCUGCUGGCUGCCCCAAUGGCUGGAAUUUCAGCUGCCGUCAUAAUCAACCCAAUAGAUUGUAUUCGCGUGCGAAUGCAGGCAAAAGGCUGGUCGAAGGGCUUCGUAGAUUGGCCUCACCGGAUAUCGCAGGAGGGUUGCCUUGGACUUUUGUCUGUUGAGUUAUGCGAAGAAAACCUCGACUUACCGUCCUACUACUCUGGUGACUCCGUGCUGAGCUUCCGUCGGUCAUGCGACGGACAUCGUCCUAGCCAGAAACCAUUAUUCACCAAAAACACUAAACCGAGAAAGGUGGCCAGCUGA